AUGAAAAAGAGGCAUGAGAACAGUGAAGAUUCAGCAGGGCAUUGUGAUUGCAAUUCAUAUAUGAACAGCAUGAGGAGUCGCGAAUUUGAGGAACUGGUUCUGAGAACCCCAAAAUCUGCUAAUGAUGGUACAAAAGUAACUGAGAGGAAUAACGGUAAUAUCAAUGAUGGCUUUUUUGAACACGUGAAAGCGGCAAAACGUACGACCCAACCAAAUAUCAAAAAGGAUUUUAAAGAAAGCAGUGCAAGCGCAAGAAAAAGAGGCAUGAGAACAGUGAAGAUUCAGCAAAGCAUUGUAGGUUGUAAUUCAUAUAUGAACAGCAUGAGAAAGCAGUACAAGCGCAUGAAAAAGAGGCAUGAGAAGAGUGAAUAUUCAGCAGAGCAUUGUGAUUGCAAUUCAUAUAUGAACAGCAUGAGAAAUCUACGACCUGUUGUGGUUGAAUCUUUUCCCACAUUAUUAUUAGGUAAAAUGAAGAAUCUGGACACGAGAAAGGAUUUCAUCUUCAGGUCAAAAAGAACACAACCUCUGGAGGUCGAGUACCAGGCCAGCAAGAAUCAAGAUGAGAUUUUAGGUAGCAAAUGCUUGAAUAUAGGAAAGUUCGGAAAUAAUGAAAAUAAGGCUUCAAGUAUCCCAUCCCCACCUCAUCUAGUGAACAGAAGGGAUAGCCAUCAAGUACAGAAGAAAACCACAGACAAGUACCCUAUACAAGAUGAGAAGUCACGAAUUUCUUCAAGCGGAAUGAGAACUGAUACUGAAGUAAGAAUCCAGAACAGAUCUACAUAA
Molecule: messenger RNA, 783 nt
Organism: Acanthoscelides obtectus
Lineage: Eukaryota; Metazoa; Arthropoda; Insecta; Coleoptera; Chrysomelidae
Source: the annotation of a GenBank genome assembly